Messenger RNA from Cornus florida, 738 nucleotides. RefSeq lists its product as uncharacterized. NCBI's taxonomy places the organism in Eukaryota, Viridiplantae, Streptophyta, Magnoliopsida, Cornales, Cornaceae. The transcript has 2 exons. Gene Ontology annotation, biological process: proteolysis. The coding region runs from base 1 to 738 and encodes 245 amino acids. Gene Ontology annotation, molecular function: aspartic-type endopeptidase activity. The record is from RefSeq and is a predicted model, not a curated record.
AUGAACUGUCAGGGUUUAAGGGACAACAGUCAGCCAGAUCCGUACCCACAACUUCAGUGUCUAUGGGGUCUUCUAGACCGAAUGUUACUUGUUUCAGAUGCGGACAACCGGGACAUUACACAGUGCACUCAGACUAAGGCUAGAGUGUUGUUUGAUUCUGGUGCUUCCUAUUCAUUCAUCGCUUCAUCAUUUACACGGGCAUUGGGGUUGGAGGUCAGUCAGUUAGACAGACCGCUUUAUGUUGACACGCCUAUUGGGGGUUCAGUCAUUCUUGGUCGAGUUUGUUGGGGUUGUUCUAUUACCAUUGCCGGACAGGUACUUGAGUUCAAUCUCAUCAUUCUCGAGAUGACAGGGUUUGACGUCAUUCUUGGGAUGGACUGGUUGUCGUCCUUCAGAGCUGUUAUUGAUUGUUUUAGGGGUAGAGUGUCAGUGUGUACCCUAGAUAGGGAUUGUUUUUGUUUUGUGGGAGAUCGGUGUGAUUCUUUUAUUCCUUCUUUUUAUGGUGUUAGAGGUCGGGAUCGUCAGGGGUUCUUUUUGGCGAGCCUCUUAGCCAAUGAUGAUGUUGAGUAUUGUAGAGUUGAUUAUCCAGUGGUUGUACGUGAUUUUCUGGAUGUAUUUCCGGAGGACUUGACAAAGUUGCCUCCACACCGAGAGGUGGAGUUUGCCAUUGAUUUGAUACCUGGUACCGCGCCAAUCUCUAUGGCAUCGUAUCGUAUGACACCGAUUGAAUUAGAAUAA